CUCAUUUCUCGUGCACCUCGGUGGCAGCAGUCCGCGAAAUUUCCAGUAUGCAUGAACACAAGCUGGGAGCUGCUUUCUUCAAACACAGCGGGACUCACGCAACUGUCUGACUGAACUUCACGCUCUUCUCACCUGACGGAUGUUUAACUCUUAUCAGAACAUACAUUUAUAUAGUAAUAUAUAUACACCGGUGUAUGUCAUUAACACUGCAGUGGAGACGUUUAAACUCAGCUGAGGUGAGGGAGGGGAAAGACUGCCCCUUGCAAAGAAAUAACUUGUGUAAAAUGUGAGGUAUGUGCACAGCGUCCUCCUGUACGACCUCAGUCCCGCCGACAACGUGAGACCACUGGGGCAAUUCACUUCAUCUUGGAGCCUAAAACCUGAAUGAUCAUGGACAUGAUGAACUUAAAGGUUCAGUGCGUUCUAGUUUUCUUCACUUUCUAUGUGCACGAAGGAUUGUCGAGGGAUUAUGAAGCAAACCUUGGAGCAAAUUUUCUUUUACAGAGAGUAAAACGUCAAAGCAAACCAACGAAACCAGUGCUGAAGGUGACAGACUACCACGUGAAGUGUUCAGUGGUGUCCCGCUAUGCUGUUACCACGGUCCAGAGUUCAGUAUGGAACCAGCUGGCCAUCACCAAGGAGGCUGCCUUUGAGGUGGACCUGCCCUCCUCUGCUUUCAUCUCCAACUUCACCAUCACCUCCAAUGGCAAGGUGUAUGUGGCCCAGGUGAAGGAAAGAGCUGCUGCCAGGAAAAUUUACGAUGCUGCUAAGAAGCAAGGAAAAACAGCGGGACUUGUUGCUACAAAAGAGAGGGAGAUUGAGAAGUUCCGUGUUGCAGUGAGUGUGCCGUCAGGAGCUCGGAUGUUCUUCUCCCUGUCCUACGAGGAGCUGUUACCUCGUCGACUCGGCCGCUAUGAGCUCAGUCUGGGUCUGAGGCCGGGACAGCCUGUUCAGAACCUUACCUUAGAUGUCAGUAUAACGGAGCGGACGGGCAUCAGUUUCAUCAAAGUCCUUCCUCUCAAGACAAGCCGACUGCUCUCCAACACGGCUCAAGGUGAUGCAGACGCCCCAGCCUCCACUCAUGUUGAGCGAAGCGCUAGCUGUGCUCGAGUUCACUACAGUCCCUCUCUACAGCAGCAGAACAGCAUCUCCUCCAAAGGUCUUAACGCAGACUUCAUCAUUCAGUAUGAUGUGGACCUCAGAGACCUCAUGGGUGAAAUCCAGGUGUAUGAUGGGUACUUUGUGCAUUACUUUGCACCGAGAGGGCUUCCAGUGGUUCCUAAGGAUGUUAUAUUUGUCAUUGAUGUCAGUGGCUCAAUGAUAGGGACUAAGAUAAAACAGACCAAGCAGGCCAUGAGCACCAUUCUCGGGGACCUUAGAGAGGGAGACCACUUCAAUAUCAUCACCUUCUCAGACAAGGUUCACACUUGGAAGAAAGGACGAACAGUGCGGGCAACUCGGCAGAAUGUACGAGACGCCAAAGACUUUGUGAAGAGGAUUAUUGCAGAAGGAUGGACAAAUAUCAAUGCAGCUCUGCUUUCAGCUGCCCAGCUUGUCAACCCUCCAUCCUCUUCCAACCAGCUCUCAUUCCGUCGUGUUCCUCUGGUAAUUUUCCUUACCGAUGGGGAGGCAACCAUUGGAGUAACAGCUGGUGACACCAUCCUUAGCAAUGCCAAGAAGGCUUUGGGCUCUGCCUCUCUGUUUGGCCUUGCCUUUGGUGAUGAUGCAGACUUCCUCCUUCUCAAACGCCUGGCUCUGGAUAACCGAGGCGUGGCUCGAAUGGUGUAUGAGGACGCAGACGCUGCGCUGCAGCUGAAGGGCUUCUAUGAUGAAGUAGCCAGCCCUUUGCUAUCAGACAUCCAGCUGUCAUACCUGGAUGAUCAGGCGUUUGACAUCACCCGCUCCCUGUUUCCAAACUACUUCCAAGGCUCUGAGUUGGUGGUGACUGGGAGGGUCAAACCAGGGCUAAAAGAUUUAAAGGUGUCAGUGUCCGCCACUGAUACAAAACAACGUGUCAAGCUGGAAAACGAUGUGUUUGUUUCCAGUGCAAAGGGGAAUGCCAGUGCAGAGUCACCAAACUGUUCAGCAGGCCUCGAAGGAAUCUCCAGCUUUGUGCACCGUCUCUGGGCGUAUUUCACCAUCAAAGAGCUGCUACUGGCCAAACUAAAUGCUACUGACCCUGCAACUCAAAGGUUACUGGCAGAAAAGGCCACAAAUCUAUCCCUCAAAUAUAACUUUGUAACACCAGUCACUUCUUUAGUUGUUGUAAAGCCAGACGCAGAUGAACCAGCUCAAACUCCAACCACUGCAAAACCCACCACUGCAGCCACAACAACCACGACUGCGACGACUACUGCUACCACCAAAAUAUCAGCUGCUGGUGCUGCAAAGAAGCCCAGUUCACCUUCAAAUCCGAAGCCUAACAAAACAAAACCAGACCCUCCUCAGCCACCUCCAAAUACACCACAAACUAAAAAAAACCCAACUUCCACAGCAAAAACUGUGGUUUCACCGUCCAAGAAAAGCACAACAACCUCAAGUCCCAGCUCUGUCAAAACUGCCCCAGCACCAUUCUCUGGAAAAAAGCCCACUCCUUCCCAAAAUGAAUCCAAAACUGCCUCUCCUCCUCCUGCUGCUAAGGUACCCACAUCUCUGCUAAAUGCUCUAAAAACAGCAUCACCCCCUGCACCUGGAAAAGUCUCCACCCCCCAGCCGAACGCCUUAAAAACAACCACUCCAUCAACAACCACCACAAUGUUAACAUUCACCACCAGUACCACACCUCCCCUGAGUCCAGUUAGAACUGGCCCCGCACCUCUGCCAGGAAGACCCCUUUCCCCACAGCCCAGUACAGUGAAGACAGCCCUCCCUCCUGUCAAAGUGCCUGUGCCCUCCACGGAGGCAGAAAACAGCACCACAUCUGCUCCAGAUAUUCCUCAGCCUGAAAUCACCACCGCUCCACCCUUGCUGCUGUCUCCGCUCACCUCUCCCACCCCAGCCCCGGCUCCGGCUCUGGAAGACAACAACACAAACUCAGAGACAGACCUGAGCAUCGCCACCUUCGUGUCGGCUACCUUUGCUCCUAUGCCCGGUGUAACAGAUGGGCCACGACUGUGGGAAGCAGCAGGUCUUCUGGAUGUCUCUACUUUCAUUCAGAGGAAAGAUAUUGACCUUGUGAAAGACUAUGAUGCAACCUAUGACUAUGACUACGAUCUCAGCUAUGAAGCCUGGGAUGAUACUGCAGACACGGGAUCAUUUGAACCUCAGUCCAGAUUGAGCACCGUCCGGGUCUUCUCCUCAUCAGUUGAUGGAGAUCCUCAUUUUGUGGUCCAGCUGCCAAAGGUGCAUCAAAACUUGUGUUUCACAGUAGACGGCAGGGCUAAUGAUGUUCUCAGACUGUUAGAGGACCCAGAGAGAGGGAUCAUUGUCGAUGGCCACCUAAUGGGGGCCCCCUCCAAGCACGGUGUAGAAGACCGACCCCGAACCUACUUCGACCAGCUCACCAUUUCCUCGGCCACAGGUGGCUCUGGUGACAUCACGAUCACCCUCUCACUGGACGCCGUAGUGGUGGAAGGGGAAGGGCGGGAUAUCCUUCCCAUCAAUCAGCAGGGGUCUGUGAAGAGGCAGGGUGUGAUGGUCUCUGUGGACAACCAUCAGAGCUGCUGGGUGGAGCUGGCCAAGGAUGUACGGUUCCUGGUCCUCUUCCACCACUAUAAACACCCCAGCUACCUACAGAUGGCUCACCUGGGCUUUUACAUCACAGAUGGACGGGGAUUGUCUGCUUCAACCCAAGGCCUGCUGGGCCAGUUUCAGCACGCUGACAUCAGUGUAACCGCAGUGAAGGAUUAUCUGGAUGGAGGUGCUCACAGGGAGUCAAUUUCAGCCAGGGGGAUCCUGAGGUGGGGAUCAGAGCACAUGCCAGUCACCUUGCAAGACAAGACUCUGAAAGACACUGUGCGGAAACGCCACACAGGCAAGUGCUGGGUGGUGCCCAAGGCAGAGAUAGAGAGACUACUGGGUCAUCCAUACGAGAGUUACGUGGUGGAUCAUGUGUAAUUCUAGCCGAGUCAGCUCCACCUUGUUCCCUCUCUGCUGUACAGCUCAGUUCACAGCAGUUAUGAUGGUGUGGUUAUUGGACAAAGGAUGAGCAAGAACUGGGACUCCGUCAGGCUAUAAUGACAUGUUGCCAGUCUCUGAAUGAGACUGUAAUAUUCUGUAAGGAGCAGUAAAACACAGGUGUGGUUACAUAAGAGGGAAGUGACAGAUUUAGAGACUACAGUGAAUAGGAAAGCUGCAUGUAAAGGAGUAAUGAGGACGCACAAGUCGACAAAUAUAAUGACGGACUGAAUGACGCUGCUGUUCUCUCCAUCACUGAAUUCGAAUUGCAUCCAAGCUCUGUGUUCUGUGAGAGACACAAUGUUCUCCUGUUCGCAUGGCAACCGCAAAAUGUCCAUUUGUGCUGCAGCAGUUUGCUCCAAAAUGUUGUGCACACUAACCCUGUUCCCAACUUCAAAGAUAUUUAUCAGAUUAUUCUUAGAUUUCAUCCUGGAGUGAUUAUUAGGCAACGCCAGAUUCUUCUACUUCUGAAUCAUCUGUAAUUAUUAAAACUGUAUCAUUCUGUAAGUUGUAUUUUUUUAGUACGAGUGUAUAUAAAAUAUUAUUGUGUGUAUGUAUAGAUAAUCUUCCCACGUCAAGUUAUGCAUCUUCAAAAAGAAAAACAACGAAAUCAGGGUUUCCAGGUUUGCCAUGUGCUUUUUAUUUUUCUAUCAUUUCAUCCAUAGUUUAAUUCAUUUUAUUUGUUACACAAGACAUUAGGCAUUGUUCACAUACUAGUGAUCAAACAAGGACAGUAAGUUUUCUACUACUCAGCCUGAACUAUUUCUUUUGUCAAUUUCAAGGGAUAUUGUCAAUAGUGGUUUCCAAAGGCCAAACUGGAUGGAAAUUAAAACAGUACAACCACA
This is a messenger RNA of Dicentrarchus labrax (European seabass), 4961 nucleotides long. RefSeq names its product inter-alpha-trypsin inhibitor heavy chain family member 6 (gene itih6). The transcript has 17 exons. Gene Ontology annotation, molecular function: serine-type endopeptidase inhibitor activity. The coding region runs from base 385 to 4056 and encodes 1223 amino acids. Gene Ontology annotation, biological process: hyaluronan metabolic process. The record is from RefSeq and is a predicted model, not a curated record. NCBI's taxonomy places the organism in Eukaryota, Metazoa, Chordata, Actinopteri, Moronidae.